Messenger RNA from Aspergillus caelatus, 1896 nucleotides. RefSeq lists its product as uncharacterized. Lineage: Eukaryota; Fungi; Ascomycota; Eurotiomycetes; Eurotiales; Aspergillaceae. Bases 1 to 1896 code for a protein of 631 amino acids. The transcript has a single exon. The record is from RefSeq and is a predicted model, not a curated record.
AUGGCCUUUAGAAGACCCUUCAUGAGGCCUCAGACCCUUAGGUCCAGAAAUAUACAGAGCCCGAUGUACCAGGAUGACGUUUAUGAAUUGCGUAAUCUUGAUGAUCUGCCGUCGUCACAAGCUAUCUGCUUGACCAAAUUUGCCAAGGUACACCCCCGAAACAAAGGCAAUAAGUCCUGGAAGCCUUUGCAACUCGAGAGCAUCGAAGACAGCGGUAGCAAGGACAGCCAAACCCCCAUGGCCCUCUUCGAAACGGGCCAAAGCAAGCCUCGCUCUCGAUUAUCUGCCCUUCAUCGUGCACAUAGUGGUGAGUGUAAUUUGAGCAAGCACAGUGAAAGGUCCUCAGCAUCCUCUCAGGUUCAUUCGCAAUCGUACAAUUAUAGUCCAGAAGUACAGUGUGGGGAAGAGGCAUGGCCGACAAAUGCAGGCAUUAUUCAAUACCGAGAGAAUCCUCUUAACUAUUCCCAGAACUACGAAAUCCCCUAUUACUACUCACAUUCACAGCAACAUAGCUGCAUAUCAGAGAGCCCCUUCCUGAGAAAUGAUGAAUAUCACAGCUCUGAGCACCUUCCUUGGUCGACAGAUCUACAUUCGAUCUCCAGUGGGCUGUCUUUCAUGGGUGUACCGCAGCCCAACCUUUACAACCAGAAUUUCAUAGCUGAGGGUAACAUCAUGACGGACUCCUCUCUGAAUAUCUAUAGCGCCAGUUUCGACACGCCGGACAACCGGUCUCCUUACGAAUCGGUACCUGUUCACUACGAUCAUGCUGUCGCUCAUGAGAGCUUAUUAACUCUACACCCAUCGCUCUUGGAGUCACAAGAAGAUCGAUCGAGGGAUUUCUCAUCUCUCUCAUGGGAUCCUUCUUUGGAUGUUGCGCACGAGCAUGUACCAAGCCCUAAGCCAAGUACACCUGUGAUGGAGUGUCAGUCAGAGACGUCGGCUUUGUCCUGCUCUCCACUUUCGAAUGAUAUAGAUGCUCCACAAAUACCUCGUGCUGAUACCUCAGGCCCUGACCGUGAUAGUCCUUAUCAAGAUGACAAAGGCUAUACUGACGAAGAAAAGUCGACCUUGUUUGGAAGGGCUGUGUAUGAGAAAAUUACUGCGGACCAGGACAACUUAUCGGCCGCGCAAAUGGAAGCAUACGAUGCACACAUCCAGGGAACUACGGCUAUGGACAGCCCACAUGAACGUGUUUUUGAUCUAAGCGGCGAGUCAACAACCACAGAUUCAGUUGAUUCGGGGGGAAUAGAUAUCAGAGCAACCAGUCAGUUAGGACUGACUGAAAAGCCGUUGAGGCUGUGUCCUAUCUGGUAUGAUUUUACUGAAAGAUGGAAGGGUAUUCCCGCGGCCGGCUUCUCAGGAUAUCUAAACCUAAUGACUAGCAAACGCAUAAGACCUCCACCUGGGCUCUCUGAGCCAGUGGUGCAUAAACCAACAACAUGGCCUUUGCCUUACAGAAAUGAUCCUCUAGUGACUCAGAAAAGACUUGAUGAAGCGAAUGAAUGGUUUCGCAAAGAUGCCCGAGGCCAGGAGCAACUUCGGGGGCAAGUCACAGACAUCGCGCAGAACUACGCCGAAAGAAUUGAAGGGCUUAGUGGAACAACUCGGGCGUUGCGGGAAAGUACAGCUGCAAAGCAAAUGAGCUUACUCAUAGGCAACGUCAUCGUUAAUCUACACUUCUACGUCUCUGAGGGCAAUGAGGGAGAUGCAGCAGAUUUUGCAAACUUUGAAGAUGUGGGCAGUUGUUAUUGCGAGCCCAGCCUUGGUGGACGACGCAGUUAUUUCGAUCGAGACCCCUCCGUUGAUCACUGGAAGCUUCGUUUUGGUCGGGCUCAUUCGACUAUGAGUUACCUGUCAGAAUCAAACCUUUCAUCGUCUCACGCCAGAGCUCCUUGA